Molecule: messenger RNA, 2661 nt
Organism: Penicillium lagena
Lineage: Eukaryota; Fungi; Ascomycota; Eurotiomycetes; Eurotiales; Aspergillaceae
Product: putative arsenite resistance protein Ars2
Exons: 3
Coding region: 1-2661 (886 amino acids)
Biological process (GO): primary miRNA processing; mRNA processing
Cellular component (GO): nuclear body
Source: RefSeq, a predicted model, not a curated record
AUGGAUUCCUAUAAUGAUUACGGGUCGCCAGGGGACUCUUACAGACGUAGGUCGCCUGUCGAGCAGGAUCGCCGCCGUGGACGUGGACGCUCCCGUUCCCCCGUCAUGAUCGAUCGCUACGAGCCCUCGGAUCGCCGCAACUCCAGAGACGACUUCUACAAUACAUCGCGAGAGCAUGCUGCCCGAGAGCGUGAAGACCGUCGUCGUGCUCCCUCCCCAAACGUCGCGAACAUCGACCGCUAUGUCCCCGGACAGGAGUCUGGUAAACGCCCGCUUCCGACAAACCCUCUGCCCAAUCCUCUGAACCUUGAUUUUCAAGUCGGAUUCACUUGGUUCGCCGAAUGGUGGAGAGCCGAACAAUCAGUGAAGGAAGAAAAGGAGCGUGCCAAAAAUGGUGGUCGUCGCCCAUUGGACCGUGUCAAGGGCGAGCGCGAGGCACGCGAGGACCGUGAUAGGGAACGAGCGCAGAUCCAGGAUGCCUAUGAUACAUACAAGGCCGACCUGCAAGUGAAACUCGCGAGGGUCUUCGUUCAGCAUCACAAAAACGCAGAAUGGUUUAAGGAGCGCUAUGUCCCUGAGGUCCGGGAUCCCAUCCGCCAUCACUUGAUGACCUUCCGCCGGACAGGAGCAUAUGAGCAAUGGAACAAUGAUCUCGAAGGGGGCAUGUUCGAUGACUUUACCCUGGAGGGUAUCUACAAGAAGGACAGUGAUGGUGCUGGGGGCAUUGUUGAAAAAGAGGAAGGCGAGACCACCGCUGUCGGUGAGACCAUGGGCGUUCUCGAUCUUCUGCCGGUGCGAGGAGGAGCGCUGCGCGAUGAGAGUCUGUCUCAACCCGCUCUACUCAUCAAGACUCUGGCGCCCCACGUUAGCCGAGAAAAGAUCGAGGCAUUUUGCAAGGAGCAUUUGGGAGAGGGUGAUGGCGGGUUCAAGUGGCUGAGCCUGAGCGACCCCAACCCUUCUAAGAAGUAUCACCGGAUAGGAUGGAUCAUGCUCCAUCCUGCGGGGGACACAACCGUUAUGGAGAGAGGAGAUGGGCGUGAUGAAGAAGGCGAGAUGGAUCACGAUGCCAGUGCUGACGGAGGUGCUACUACUGCCAGUGCGGCCGAGAAGGCUCUCGAAGCGGUCAACGACAAGACGAUCCAUGAUCCUGUUCACGGCGACUUUGUCUGCCAUGUUGGUGUACAUGCCCCGGCCUCCCAACCGAGAAAGAAGGCUCUAUGGGAUCUAUUUUCAACCCCGGAACGGGUUGAACGGGAUCUGGAACUGGCCACGCGACUGAUCUCCAAAUUUGAUACUGAGAUGGGAGAUGGCGCGGAUGGGCUUGCAAAAAUUGAAGAGCGUGUGGAGGACCUGCGUGGGAAAGGCUGGUUACAGCCCCCGGUCACCGGGCCCGUGACUGUCAAGAAGCGGAAGAAUGGUUAUGGCGACGAGGAAGAUCUGGAUGAAGACGAAAUGGAAGAGGGUGAAGAACCUGAACUUCCCGAAGAGGACGAGAGCGAUGACGAGGAGCUGCUGGCGAGGAAAAAGAAGCUGGACUUGAUUAUUGAAUACCUGCGACGAGUCCACAAUUUUUGCUUCUUCUGUGUCUUUGAGAGUGAUUCGGUUCACGAGCUCGGCCGCAAAUGCCCCGGCGGACAUCUUCGCCGGCCACGCUCCGGCCUCACCAGCCAGGCCAAGGAAGUUGCUCGUGCCAGCGCUUUUGGAUUGCCAUUCCCAAUCAACAAGAAAGAGCCCAGUGAGGACGGCGAGGAGCGUGCGUCACCCGUGCAGGAACGUCGUACACAGCGGUUUGCCUCCAAAUCCGAGCAACAGUUGCAGCGUGCAUUCAAUUGGGUCAAGACCUUUGAGGAUAAGCUGCUCCAGAUUCUCGAGCCCGAGAAUGUCGACCUCGCCAAAUUGGGCGGCAAGCCCGUGGAUCAGGCGGUCGAGGACGAGCUGUCUAAGUUUGUGAAAGAGGAGGAAGAUUCGAGAUACCGUUGCAAGGUGCCCGAAUGCGCCAAGCUCUUCAAGGCUGAAAAUUUCUGGCGCAAGCACGUCGAGAAGCGCCAUGCCGAAUGGUUUGAGAAUAUCCAGCGCGAUCUCUCCCUCGUCAACACCUAUGUCUUGGAUCCAGCCCGCAUCUCACCGUCGCGAUCAGACGCCAGCAGCAACGGGCACUUCCCUCUUGGUUCUGGCCAGGGCCAUAGUGGUACACCUCGUGGCUUUAGUCUGGCAAACAUACCUUUUCUCGGAAGCCCCGGUGGCAUGCCCGCUGGCUUCCCCUCUGGUGGGAUGCCCGGAAUCAUGGGCGCCGGCCCCGGUAGCUGGAGCGGAAACGGAAUGUUUCCUGGCGAUGGUACUGGAACACAUCAUCCCGGAGCCAUGCGUCGCGGCGGUGGGCGCCACAACCGCCCCGGUCCAUACGAUCGACGCCGCAACGACCGACUCAGCCCUCGUGCCAUGUAUGGCUCUGGCACCCGUCUCCCGUCGGCCGGCGUCAGCGUGCCUCCCGGACACCCCGCUGCAGCGAUGUUUCCCCCGGGCCAAUUCCCAGAUGCGAUGGGUGGCCCCGGCGGACCGCAAGGUGUCCCGCCUCGCGAAGCCGUGCAGGGUCGCAGUCUGAAGAGCUACGAGGACCUCGACGCGGUCGACGGCGCAGGCGGCGGUGAACUGAACUACUAG